AAUACGUUGUACACUAACAAGCUUAAACGCAGUGAACAGUAUACUUGAGAAGUUAUGUGCACAGAGGGAUAAUGCUUUCAAAGGUUUUACAGAUAUGUUGUUUAGUUUCAUUUUCGAUCUGGAAUGUCGGCAGUGUGUGCAUGGGGACUCUUUCUUGUGUAACACAAGAAGGCAAGCAUGGGUAUUGUAUGGGAGGACAAUGCUUAACAGAAGUCCAAUCUGCGCCAAGAUCUGACCUAGAGAUUCGGAUAGUGGCUAAAUACCCAGAGAUAAAUAUGAAGGAAAUUGAAAACAAAGUUUUAUACAUAAGAGGAAGUGGCUUAUGUUUAAACUGGACGACAGGAAAGAAAAUGAGAAAAACUUUGACUGAUACAUGGGAAAUAAACUUAAAAUUCACAUCAUCAGAUGACGGCUUCCGAUGCAAAGACUGUUCAAAUGAUAUAACCAUAACAAAGAAACUUGAAUAUCGAAUUUUGAUUGCAGACAGAACUAAUAUGAUUGGUGGCAAUUUCAUAGUUGAUUUACCCGUAUCAAUGUCUUCUUCAUAUUUCGACGAAAAGCCUUUGUUUGAGGUAUUUCCGUGGUUCUACUCAAAAGCGGGACGAACAUCCAAUUUCACUAUUAAUUCUUCAGAAAUCGGGAAGGAACGCCAAAUUUAUCUGUAUUUGCCACCAAGUUUUAACGAAAACACCUUUAAGAAGUAUCCUAAUUUGCUUGUGUUUGAUUUAUAUCCCGGUAGUUAUUCUGAGUUACUUACCUCUUUUGUUGAUAAAAUAUUAGCUGAAUCUGGAACAACUAAAGAGUUUAUUAUCAUUGGGUACGGAGAUUAUCAACCAGAACAUGAACGCGUUGAUUUACUAACACCUACUCCAGGAACCGUCAUGACAUGUAUAAACGGAAACUUUACCAAUUCAUGUGACAACUGUUUGCCAAGUAAUUUGACUGAUGAUGAACAUCGAAGGCUGAUGAAAGAAAAAUGCGGAAAACGUGAAAACAUCGAAGGAUCUGGUGACCGUUUACUUAACUUCCUCAUAAACAGGGUUCGCCCUAAAGUACGAGAACUUACGAAUGACCGUAUCUUGAUAGAUCAACCCAAUACAGGAGUGAUGGGGUAUUCUCUUGGUGGCUUAAUGUCAUGUUAUGCUGCAUGGACACGAUCAUCAAUUUUUGGAUUAGCCGCUUGCCAAAGCCCGUCAUUAUGGUGGCCGCUAAAUAAUACAACUUUAACAGAUGGCGAUUUUCAUUUCAUAAAUCACACACUCAGAAACCAAUCUCUUCAACAAAGCAGAUUCCCACAGAAGAUAUUAUUAGAUGCAGGGAGUGAAGAAAACAAACUUACACAGUCCACUGUUGAAGCUGCAAUUAAGAUAUCAAAGAUCCCUGGUUUUACCACGAAUCAUAAUGUUUGGAUUAACAUAUACCCGGGGUCAUCUCAUAAUUAUUUGGAAUGGUUCAAACGAUUCUGGACAGCACUUCAGACGUUAUUACCAUCCGACGGGACUCCCCAAAUGCCUCGAAGUCAUACAGAAACCAUGGAAUGAGUUGCUAAUAAGGCUUUGAGUUAUUUGAAAACUACUUUUACAGUAAUAAUUUUUGUUCAGUUUGCAAGGUUUUUAUUUUUUGAUGGGAUUUAGUUUAGCUUAAAGAAAAAUGUUAUGUCAUGACUCCGAGUUCGAUAACAAUAUAUUUGUUUAGCCAAUAAAUUUACUGUAGAAAGCCAUGCCACACACGAAUCAUUUUAAUGCUGAUGUUAUAGAAAUAUUAAGUAAAUUAAAAAUUUAAGGACAUAUCUGUAGCUACUAGAAAUAUUUUGAAAUAUCAUGUUUACGAAAUGUUUACGAAAUAGGAAAUACAACUAUGAAUACACACGUAAUACAAAACAAUAAAUAUAACAUUCACUAGUUUUA
Molecule: messenger RNA, 1907 nt
Organism: Mytilus californianus (California mussel)
Lineage: Eukaryota; Metazoa; Mollusca; Bivalvia; Mytilida; Mytilidae
Exons: 5
Coding region: 72-1541 (489 amino acids)
Source: RefSeq, a predicted model, not a curated record